Messenger RNA from Porites lobata, 11207 nucleotides. NCBI's taxonomy places the organism in Eukaryota, Metazoa, Cnidaria, Anthozoa, Scleractinia, Poritidae. The record is from the annotation of a GenBank genome assembly.
GUUGAGGGUAACUAGACUUAGUUGAUCAGAGAUUUAGAGAUUGAUUGCCAUUUUACGCCAGGAGUUUCAAGAUGGAAAAACUUUUGCUUGGAGUCAUGAAAUUCAGAAACCUCGUUCAACCUUCAAUUUUACCGUCACUCAAGAAACUUGCCAACAAAGCACAAGUAAGGAAGCACUUCCUACUGAUACUGUCUUAUAGGAAUCAACAAAAUCUGGAUGGGAUCGGAUUGGACAAACCUCCAGUAUUCCUCUAAAUAACAACUGGUUAGGUCUUUGAAUGAAUGAAUGAACAACUUUAUUAAUGUGUCAAUCUUCUAGCUGGCUACACGUAGCUUACUAAUCGGAGAUAAGUCUUUCAAGGGUUGAUCUGAUCUGGUCGCGGUCCGAUCCAGGUUUUGUCAUCCACUGAAAAUCAAACUUUGUUGUUUUAAUUAUCAGUUAUUCAGGACUAAUGAACCUUGAAUUGAAUAUUGAAUUGAAAAACUUGAAUGUGUUGGCAUUCCUUGUAUAGGAAUAAUGGAUCAUUAUACAUUUCUGGGAAACUGCCCACCUACCCCUCCCCUAAGCCAACGUUAACACUUACUUCUCACUUACGGCAAAAUGUUGGCUUAGGGGAGGGGUAGGUGGGCACCCCCAGAAACAUAUAAUGAUCCGCAAUAAUUUGGUAAACAUUGUUUUGUCAUUUACUUCUCCCAGCAACUUAAACAACAAGAUGCUCUUUAUCUAGAGUCAAUAAGCUAACCCCUCUCUAAUCUCUAGCCUGAAGCUGAAGAACCGCUAACGUCCACUGGUUUUCCCACAGAAUGACAUCAUUUUGCAGGGAAACCAGUCUUGGUUUUGCAAAAUGUCAGCUGUUUUCUUAUGCUGCCUUAUCUCAAAUCCUUUUGUAGCCUCGUAUGUUAAUGAUCACCUGUAUGGACAGCCGUUUGUGUCCGACCAGCUUCACACAGGCGGAUCCCGGAGAUAUGUUUAUUGUUAGAAACCCAGGUAAUAUGAUGCCUCAUAGUCAGUUGUUUGGAGAGAGUCAUCAGAGUGCUUUGUCAGAACGAGCUGCUUUAGAAUUGGCCGUGUCAAGUGGUGUUGAACAUGUAGCUGUUUGUGGACAUUCAAAUUGCAAGGUAAUAAACAUCAUCAACACAAGAGAGUCAUUUCUCAGUUCAUUCGUGAGUCAUUCUUGAUUCAUUCACAAAUUUGCAUGAGAAUUGUUAGACUGCAAGAGCUAUGCAUGGCGAGUGAAAAAUUUAAAUUAUGCAAAGUAACAGUAAGUAGGGGCAGAGGGAGAAAAAGAGGACAACUGGGGAAGUUUCAUUGUAUAUAUUGAAUUAAUGUUUCAGUGAAACAGAAUUUAUUUUCUUUUUUCUGCCUGGGCUCCAACCCACUUCACUACUUGCUUUUCAUAUGUGCUCUUGAUGAUUCCCUGUGAUUCAAAAAAAAAAUUGAGGCACUCGCAGCCUAGGCUAGAAUAUUAUAGGUUUGUAUGAGUGAAUGAGUCAUCCUCAUUUUGUUUGUUGCCCUCAGUUUGUUUAUGUCAUCUCUUCAGGGUCUUUUGUUUAAUAUGAGAAGGCUCCGCCCCGAGAUUAGCCUCCCCUGCAGACAUUCUUUGGGGUGCGUCAUGCGUUGCUUCCCCACUUGGCAAGGAACGCAUGAUGCACCCCUAAGAAUGUUUGCGGGGAACGCUACCCCGGGGUCCAACCCCUUGCCCUUUUUUAUACCAUUUACGGUAUAUUUAGGUACUUUAGAAUGGUGAGGGAUUUGGGGAGUUAAUGCUAAAAGAGUGAAGCAAAAUUCAGCUGAACUAGGACUGGUGUAGGUUAAGGUUUCCAGGGUCUCAGUGGCACAUCCUCACCCAAAUCCUAAAGUAUCAAUCAAAGGAUUCUUGAUGCAAUUUCCAGGCAAUGUCAUUCCUUCACCAAUCACUGACUCCAGACGAAAAUACCGCUCAAAACUCUUGGGUGUCAAGUUGGCUUAAGCGUUAUGCACAAGCUUCUUUAACAAAGUUUGAACAGCUUGAUGUCCAUGCCAGUGAAGUGAACAAAGUUACUUUUAGCAGCAACUCAAGAGAACAGGACAAAAUGGAACUUUUGUUUGAUAAUGACAAAAAUCUCUCAGCUGUUGACAAACUCUCCCAGGUAAAAAUAUUCAGUAUAUCUAGGUGAUGCUGUGUUACUAAGACAAUCAUGACCUAACUUUGUAUGGUUUGCCAUCAAAUAUUUGAGUUUCCACAGGCCAUUUUAUUAUCUUUGUAUCUCAAAACAAGAUACAGUGGAGCCCUUCUCUACAGACACCUGCUUAAUAUGGACACUCAUAUACUAAGUGGACAGUUUUGCUUGUCCUGACCUGACACUGAAAAAUCUCAUGGGAAAGCGUUAUUGUACGUUUUCCUAGAGAAGGUCACAUAUUUUCUCUAAAAUUUACCCACUUAAUACAGACACCCAUAUAAUAUGGACAAUGUGGCAUCUUCCCUUGGUGUCCAUAUUAACUGGAUACCACUGUAAAAAUGGUUUGAAUUAAUUUGAAUUUAAAAUGGGUGUGUACUUUAUUUGCGAAUUGUCACGGACUGUAAGCUGUACAGUCCUGUACAUUCCUUAUGCUCAAAGCGAAACACAUGGUCACCACAGCUUCAAAAAUAUUAUCAUUAUUGUAUCAUGGCCCUUGUAUCCAGCAAUCUGUAUUUUCUUGUGGGAAAUUGUAUCAAUUGAAAGCUCUAUGCAAAAAAAUCCUCUAGUCCCCUCUUGAUAGGGUAGUUUUUGCUUGGCGUCCUUCUUUGUAACAGCUUUACCAAUACUUAGUGACAGACCUAGCCUGUUGAACAAGCGCUAUGUUUUAGGAAGAGUUUUUCAGGCAAGCACGAAAUGGUUGUGGAGUGCGAAACAUACACGAUGGGGGAAGACAUCGAAAAAAGACCUUCCUUCGUCACGUGUCUUGCUCUCCCUAUCUGUUUUGCGGUUGCCAAAAAAAAACUAACUACAUAAAAUAGCACCUGUUCUUCGGGCUAUGACAGACCUGUCUCAUUGUUGUAAGAGUGAGUUGACUGUCAUUUAACCAUUUUAUCUGUAUUUUGUGAUAACAGGUUCAUGUUCUUGAACAAAUACAGAACAUUAAGUCCUAUGGCUUUGUGCGCGAUUUGCUUGACAAAAGAGCACUUCAGGUCCAUGGCCUGUGGUUUGACAUUGGGGAUGGUGAGAUGUUCCUGUAUUCAAAAAACGACAAGAAAUUCAUCAUCAUCAAUGAAAAAACCCUAGAAACAACAUUGAGUCAUCUGAUCACUGCAGACUGAGAUGUAAACACUACCUUUGUGAUCAUUCACUGCCAGUGGACCAACAGCUAAAAUUAUAGAUAUUAAGUAAAUAGUAAUUUAUUAAACUUUUUAGCAUCUGUUACACUUAAAAUAUCCCUUUCAACUUGUUUCAUGAGAUAACUUGUCCAAGACAUAAUUCAAUAUUUUAACACCCCAAUCAAAUUUUCUUGAAAUCCAUUCAAUAUAUAUACUAGAGCCCUCCAUGGGUUUUUUAAUUUUUGUUACAGAGCAAUCAGUGUAUAUCCAUCAAUACUGCUGGAGAGAGGGAGUUAACAUAAGGUUACUUACCAAGUUUAAAGGUGAUACGCCUAAAGGGUGGCAGAGAUAUUGCACCACAAAGCCGCAAAAUUUUAUAGACGUUUGUAUGGUGGGGAGCGCGAACUCCCACCCCCCCCACCAUGCAUACAUCUGUUAAAUAACGCGACUUUUCAGCUGAGCUAUAUCUUUGUUAAUUUUCAACAAAUCCCAUUUAAACUUGGCAUCUUUACUGAUUUUACGGCAUUCUUUCUGGCUGUAUUGAUGAAGGUCUAUGUGAAGGUCUAUUUUCACUGGAACAUUGCAGCAUGCAGUGUGAAAAGUGGAACUUGAUUUUAAUUUCUGCAAAGUUAAUUUAAACAAAAACGUUGCAAGAUAUGUUCAAUUUUAAGGGGUGUUCAGGAAAUUUUCAACGCAACUUGUGUCACAACAAGAUUGCGAGGCACGGUGCAAGAAGAAUUGCCUCGUGUAACAAAGCCUUUAAUUUUUGAAAGUAUAAAAGUUUGGUGAUUUUAGCCAGUGUAUGGUUAGACGAGACAAAAUGAUUAACGAAAAAACAACAAAGAAUACAAGAGCUACAAUGCAGCUUGGCUAACAAAACUAAACAAGGUCUAAACAUGAUAGAACUUAGGAAAGUCAGAAAUGAAAGACCUUAAGCUCAUAUUAUGUAAAUGAUGAAUUAGUGAAAUAUUGCAUAGCAAAGUACAGUGGACAAAAAACAGCUAUAAUAAACCUUUAAACGUGAGUAUUAUGAAAAACAAAUGUUAUUGAAAUUUCGUGGGCAAAAAUAUGUUUGUCAUAAAUAGAAUGCCAGGCUUGUAGGAAAGUCUUCCGAAAGCUCAUCACAUGGGUUUGAAUGCAAGUGAACACUUGGUUAAAAAAGGAUUCUUCACCUUUGAAUAUAUUUCAAUAUUCCAGACCGUCAACUAAAAAUUAAAACACUAGCAAAUGGGAAAUUUCAGCUUUCAGGAUUCCCGCUGUCCUCCUAUUAAUUAGGGAGCUUAGGCAACGAUGACGGCGAGGGCAACGAGAGCGGCAAAAAAGCAACAAGUUUUAUCAGCAAACCAAAAACUUUGCACGUCCAUCACGCUUUUAUGUACAUUUCUUAGCCGACGUUGCACGACUACAACGUAAAAGUGCCUAAUUUCACGUUUUGUCCAGGACGGGAACACAAGACAACAACUUUCCUUUUCUUCUCCUGAACUUUGAUGCAGUCCUUUAGAAUUCAACUCCAAAACAAUAUGAUGCCAACAUUUGACGAAUUAAACGAGAUGGAAUAAGCGUGAUAAAGUUUGAGGUAGCGAGAAUUCAUUUUCAGUUUUUAAGUGACGUUUUCGUAGCCGUAGCCGUCGUUGUUGCCAAGCUCCCUAAUUUUACGGCCGAGGUAGAUACAUUUUCUCUUUGACCAUGCAAGAAUAAAUUAAAAAUAACAAUCACAAUCAAUAAGGUUUACCUACCAAUCCGAAAGCUGUACUCGCUCAAAAGCGACAUCGGGCAAGGCAGUAACGAUAAAACGGGCAAAGGGCAGUGCAUCGAGAAUCUGAUGAGGAUUCAGUACCUGGGCCUAGCUAGUAAAAAAAAUUGUAAGUUUUUGCGUGUUGUGAUUCAUGAUAAAAUGACGUUUACCACAAAAAAUGCCAACUAUAUUUCUUUCUUCCUUUUUUUUUUGCUUGAACAAGUUAUCAAUAGCUGUGGUAAACACCGGAUCCCCAAAUAUCCAUCCAUUUACAUUCUGAAGAGCUGAUAAAUUAAUAGACAUUUUAAAAUUUGCUUCUCAUAAUUCCCAGGUAAACGGGAAAAGAGAACCCAGAGAGCCAAUGUAGUGUCGCUGCCCGCACCUUACAGAGAAGCGAGAGUCUGAAUUGUUGUUUAAUGAAAAAUAACUGGAUUAUAAGAACAGAUAGCAUUGAAUGUGCACCAGAAGAGAUUGGACCCUACGGGAACAGUCUGGUUAAAAGCAUUAUUUUCUUUCUUUUUUUUUUUCGUCGUCAUACCCUUUGAACAAGCGUUUUGAACGAACGUUCUUAGCCCCAUUUGCUCUUUCCCUAAUUACCCCACCCCUCCCCUUCUUCCAAAUUACCCCACCUUUCCCACCCCUCUACUACAUUGUACUUUGAACUUCCCAAGGUCUCUCUUUAUGCUUGAAAAGCAUCUUAGCCUGUACAUCAAGCUUUUCAAGGAGUAAAGUCUUCGUAUUUCCAAGUCUACUCCCCCCCCAACCCCUGGGGAAAUUACUAAGAUUCCUGGAUCCAGCAUCUGACAUCUGAAUACGGUAAUCAAGUGUUUAUACGUUACUUAUACACUUAUGUUGCUCAGCUCGACGUAACACUCUCUAUCCGCGUGUAAGAGUCAAAAUACGCAAUAUCCCUAACGAUCAGAACAUUGAGAUCGGGCCAAGGAAUGUGACAAAGCUCAAUACUUGUUAAUGUCCACCCAAAGUUGAGAGAAAGCUUUUAGAGAAAAAAAAAAGAAACAUAACAAGAAAAUGUCGACAAAGGUCUAUAAAAAGAACAAAGGAAAUACCGAUGAAAUUGUUCUGAAAGUUGAUUACGACUGCGAGAAUUGGAAGGACGGUGGCCGGGGAUGGAUGAUAUGUUUUGCAGCCGCAAUGGUGCAGUUUGUCGUCCUGGGUAUUCACAACAGUUUUGGAAUACUGUACAUUGUGUUUGUCAAGGAAUAUGGAUGGAGCAAAGCUUUAACUGGUAAGGGCUGAAAUUUGAUUAACGCAUGAUUAACAGGGGAUAUCGUUAGGAGGUAUUAAAAUCAAGUUCAUGUUAUCUCCGAAGAAAUAUCCGUUUUGGGGUGUUCAAAUUGUAGGGAGCGGCGCGAUUUAAAGAAAGCGAGGGAAAUCACGGGUUAGAUUUUUGCCUGCCUGGGAAAGCAGACCAAAGUGCUCGCCAUGACUCGCGCGCGGUUAGGGCAAGCAUACUAUAAAAGACUCAAAGUACUAGUUAGAAUAGUAUGCGUCACGGGUGAAAGGUUUUUUAAAAUCGGUUUUGACAUCAAGAACGCAGUCAGAACUUUCUGUCUGGAGCUUAACUUUGUUUUUAUUCCAUUUUUUUUUUCUUGCACAAAUCCUAACUUUUACGCAACCCCGCAGGGUAAUGGCAGGUUAACAGGGGUUUUUAGCACCCUAAAUUUAGUACGUAUCCUUCGCAUCUUUGGACAACAUUUUCAGAUUAUUCAAGUAUAAUUUCAAUUUAGAUUAAACGGUAUAACCUGGGUUUUUCCUAAUGUUUUGCGGGCACAAUUUUCGGAAAAUAUCUGUUCGGAAACAACAUCGCUUCGUCAUCAUCUAAACAAUGGUCAGUUGCCUAUUUUUAUUCAAGAAUUUUAUAAUUUCAAUUUAGAUUAAGAUCACGGUAGGAAUAACAGACGAAAAUUUUUAAGAUAAAAAUAAGCCUAUUUUCGUUUAAAUCUAAAAUGUUUAACAAAAUGAUUUAAUUUAGCUUCAUAUGAUCGUCACCGUACACUUGUCAUAAGGCAUUGUUUUUGUCUGUGCGAGUGCCACUUAAUCUUUUUUUCCCCUACAAAACAAACAAAAGAAACAUGUGAAUGCAGUACGAGGUCGCUGAGACGUAUCCCAGUAAAAUUUGACUUGAUCCCGUCUUCGUGAGAGCAAAAAUAGAUCGAGAACUUAGGACGUUCUACUAUCUGAAGGCCUGGAACCGAAGCAAACCAACCCUUUUAUUACUCUAUUUAGGAAAAUGGACAAAUUAAAUUGAUGUUUCUUUGCAGAAAAUGGCUUAGGACAAGCUCGCAGGGCCAAUAAACCACAUUCUAUCCAGUCGCAAUCCCUGUAAGGAAAAGAACGUGUUCCCGGGUACUGUUGCCUAUGUGCAACACUCAGCUCGCGUGAGGUCUUGCGACACACCUCCAUGAUCUCUAUUCAAAUUUCCCAAAUAAUCGAACUUUGUAGAGCAAAAAUUAAAUGGAAUGAAACGGCAGGAAACCAGGUGGAAUAAAACGACCGCAAGUGUGCAUUUUGCAAAAUGAAAAAACUGUUCUAAAUCGAAUGAUAAAAAUAAAGAACACAUAAGUUGUUUGAGGCUUAUUCCCCUGGGAAUAAGGCAGGGCAUUUAGGAUUUCCGGUAUGGAUACUCAAAACGUGACUUUUUUUACAACCUGCGAGGCAGGAAAGCGUUAAAGGGGAGGGGCCAGGAGGGCUUUAAAAACGCCUCUCUGGGACUUUUCAUUUGUUGUUCCGGCCCCUCACUUCCCAAAAGUGAUCCCUCUCGUUCGCCUUUUAAAUGCAUUGCCAGAAAGGUGGGCCAGGAGGGGACGCCUCUCUGGUCUCGCACACUUUUCAUUUGUUGCUUCUGCAGAAGAAGGGUGGGAACUUAAGUCUUUCACUUGCAGAAGUGAUCGGCGUAUAACUUCUCCUUAUAAUAUCCAAUACAUUCUCACACAGAAAGGUGAUGAGAAUAGGUAAAUUUAUCAGCCAAUGGAUGCCAUAUUGCAGAUAUUGAUAUAACCCCAAAUUCUCUUAACUAAUGCACAGUAAAAUGUAUGGCAGCCAGAAAUGAGAAUUACUGAUCAGAUCGUAGGAGUCAAAGGCUUAAGCCUUCGAUCCUCACGCUAACUGGAACCAGGCAACGUCGAUUUUCCCUGGAUUUCCUUCUUACAUUUACUGUAAUUUUACCCCCGGUAACUCGAAGUAAUGUCUUGUUUCCCUUUAGAUCAUUUCUAUACAAUCCUACCUGCCUGUUUACCUUUAUGGGGUUUUCCCUCGACUAGACGUGAAGGCAAUUUGUUCGUUUUUGUUUACGCAGGUUACAUAGGCUCUAUGGGACUGGGUAUGAACUUCUUUUUCGGCCCCUUCACCAGUGCAUUAUGCGAUCGUUACGGCUGCCGAGUGGUCGCCAUGAUCGGUGGAGUCAUCUCCGUUGCAGCAAUGUUCGCAACGUCUUUCGUCAACAGCCUCGUUCCCAUUUACCUGACCUAUAGCGUUCUCUGGGGAAUGGGCUCCAGCAUGAGCUAUGUUCCAACAUUCCUUAUGGUCGAUAGUUACUUUGAGCGGCGAAAGUCCUUGGCGAAUGGGUUCAUAACAGCUGGGAGCGCUAUCGGGGCUCUGGUAAUGGGACCCACUCUAAAUGCACUCUUAUCUAAAGUUGGUUGGAAGAACACCAUGAGGUUUCUCGGGGGCGUUGCUUGUAUUUUGGUGUUCGCUGCGUUUAGCUACAAACCACCGCCUGUGAAAAGAGAACCUGCGAAAAAGAAGAAACUGAUAGACUUGUCUGUUUGGAAAAAUAAAGGAUUCAUUGUCUGGGCGUUGGCACUGGGCAUAUUUAAUCUGGGUUACUUUGUUCCUUACGUCUAUUUGGUAAGUUUGAAUUUCCUCCCGUCCUUCAUGAAAAAACUUUCUAUUUUUUUGCGUCGACGAAGGAGACGCCCCCUAAUCGAGUCGUUAAGUUUUCUGUGAUUUCGUGGGCAGUCUGUGCAUGUUUCUUAGAGCGAGAAAUCGAGAAAAGAGAUUGUCGGUUUAUGAUUAAUUUUGAACGUCAGAGUAAUUACCUGAUUUAUAGGAAAUAUUUCGCAGAUCAAUCUCUUUCUUUUUUAGAUAUUUCGUUGAUCAAAGUCUGAUCAGGAACGUUUUGAUUAUCCCUAUGUAACCCAGAUAGUUACGAAAUUCCCUAAUGCGACGCACCAUAAUCUUUGAUUAUUACUAGGAGGAGGAUAUAAUUAUAAACCGGAGUUAAUAAAAUACAUCGUCUACCUGAAAUAGAUUCAAUAUCUGACCAUGAUCUGGAUAAUCCGUGUACUCACAAAAAGUGCUAAGAGUUGCCGUUGAAAGUCUUGAAACGUUGCUUCUUUAAAAGACGUCUUUUGUUGUUGCCCGGUUUCUCUUGACUAAUAAAAUGCUCUUUCAAUCAACAGCCGACCCACGCAACCUACUUACAGAUUCCCGAAUCCAAGGCGUCGUUCCUCAUCGGCUUUCUUUCGGUUGGUUCCUUAUUUGGUCGACUCUUCUUCGGUCAUGUUUCGGAUCUUCAAUGGGUCAAUCGUCUGUAUCUUUACCAGACGGCACUGUUGGUGAUGGCUGUUACGACUACUCUAUGCCCGCUGGCCACCACGUACUACGGGCUGGUUGUCUACACGCUCCUGUUUGGAAUAUUUGAUGGAGCGUUUGUAUCACUGAUCGCUGUCCUUACCGGAGAUGUUGUUGGUCAUCAUAGGCUGUCAUCAGCUCUAGGGUUUUUAUAUCUGGUAUUCUCCGUUCCAAUUAUGACAGGCUCACUCAUCGCAGGUAUGAUAUCAAGCAACAAAAUGGCAAACGGCUCACACAUUAACUAUACAGUGGCUGGUCACCCUCGCAGCCUUUUUGCGUCGUCACGCAAUGCUCCUCCCCAACAGGAGCGUUGCGUGACGAGACAAACACGGCUGCAGGGGAGACCAGCGAGUGGCAUGACCGCCAACCUCGUUUCCAGAGGCCGCGAUGCUGUUGGUCAUCGACACGAUGGGGAUCUUAUGACAAAAGGGACCCCUGGGGACGAGGUUGCAUGCCCGCCCAGUCCGCCCAACUUACACACAGGGAACCCAGUGCAAUUCAUACUGGAAACUUACUUUACGUGUAACAGAAUCCUCCCCCGACAACCCGUAGAUAUCUCCUUUCGAGAGAUAUUUUGUUUGUAUUUGUUGUUUUAUCUUUCGAGUUAAGUAUUGUGUUAUCUAACUUGACUAAAAUGGCGUAAGUCCUCGUUGAAAGUAGGCAAGGCAAAAGUAGAAUAAAUCUUGUUUUUACAACUGUUAAAAAGUGUGUGUAUGCUACUUUCUGAUUAUUUUUCUAAAGUUCUUCACUGCGACACCAACUACAUUUUGUUUUCUCAGGAUUCCUAAGUGACAUCACAAGUACUUAUAACGAGGCUUUCUACUUCUCUGGUGCCGCCAUUGCUCUGUGUACAGGCCUGUUAUCAUUCGUUCCAGUUUUAACGCCCAUGAGAUCACCUGGCGUCAGAGAGAUGAAAAUGACCUCUGAUGAGCUCGGCAAAAAGCGAAGACCUUCGUUCUUUGAAAAAUAUGUGCAAAGAUACUUAAGCUCUUCGGAGCCUAAGCCUUCUGAAGUUGAGGAGUACUUGUUUGUGGUGGAUAAAAUCACAGCGGUGUGAUCUUCCUAGCUAUAAGAAUAUGAUCAUACGAUGGUGAGAAAUUAAACCGCGACAAUGUACUGCACUGUAAGACAGUGAAAACGGCUUUCUGUAACUAAGAACUUUAAUAUUGAUGAUGAUAAUAUUAAUAGUGAUAGGCACGUUGAAAACAAAGAGAGAGAGAGAGCGAGAGAGAACCUAAAAAAUAGAAUAUUCAAGGAAAUCGUUAUCUUUAGAGAACAAGGACAAUAGUUUUUGCCAUUUUCUGUCUUGCAGUCAGAACUUUGCAAAAGACCGCACUUUUUGAGAAUGGUCACAUUUUGAGAAAAGUAUAGUUGAAGUCAGUAACGUCCCGGCCAGGCGCCGGACAAAAAUGUUGAAAUGUUUUUGCCUGGACGAUGAAUUCUGUGAAAAACAGAGAAAAUAAUAACCAUUAUACCACUACAUGAGAAAUUUCUGCAAUUUGAUUGGCUUAGAGCAGUGGUAUUUCAGCUAAAUUUGAAAAUUACAAAACCUUUGCAGGUAGUAGUAUAAACAAAUAAUAGCAUGAUUUGUACGUGAUAUUUGGC